UCUCCUGAACUCCGAAGAAAAUCGGCUAGCAGUAUGCCUCCGAGCGACAAGUCGGCGGAUAGUAGCGAUUUGGAUUCAGUCCACUCGUUGCCGGUUACGUCGAACACCUCGAAGCACAAUUUGUCCAAAGUCGCAAUAUCGUCGGGCGGCACUCCGCAGGCGAGUUACGCGGACAUAGCGCGCAUGGCUACUAUCAACAUGUCACACAUGUCGCACAACCUGACCAUGUCCGCCAUACUAAACACGUCAACGUGGCCGAGUGUUCCGCCUAAGACCCUCUCGGAACCGGAUAAAGUGCCUCAGGAUUACUAUCCGAGUCUAGACGAGCUGCAGCAUCCGGACAGGAAAGCGAGGCAGCAGCAGGCUCAGUCGAACCAUGCAGCAGCGAGUUUGGGUCUGGCUUUCGAAAAACCACUUUCGCCGACCCUGGCGAAGAUGAAGAAUUCGUCAGACCGAAAGAAAGCCGAAGCUCAGGAAGAGGCCAUCAAUAAGAACAUCCAGGUGUUUAAAUAUGUGCAAGAAAUCGAGAAGAUGCACGAAAGCCUAACGCAAGCGAACACGGAAAACAAGGAGCAGAAGAGCGCGACUUGUAGUAAUUACAGCCCAAAUUCAAACGAGACUACCGCGACGAACGCCGUAACGCCAAGAUAUAAUAAUAAUAGUACAACGAUGAAUUACAAUCCAGUCGAUAUCGAUAACAAUCAUAAUUGCACCGUCAACAAGGAUUCUGCUACGCUUCCACGAGCCAACAAUCCUCGCUCUCGUAGGAAUUACGUACACAGUAAUCCAAUUGUACAACCUCAGGGAUCCCACGAAGAACAACACGUUAAAAAGCCCUCUUAUCACGAGGAGGCAAUUAAAAAAUCGCAUAGUAUCGACAUCCCGCAAUCCGAGAGCAGGACUAAUAACCCAACAAUCGCGUUGCACGAUGCAGACGCGCAGAAGUUGAAGACCACGAAACCUCCGCAGGACUCGCAGAGCGUCGAACCUGAAUCCGGCAGUAAGACGACCAGUGGUGGCGAUCCUCCGAGGACAGUUAGGGUUACGAAGGAGUAUCAGAGCACCGCGAUAAAGCACGAUGCGACGAAAGUCGGAGUCUGCCAGCCGCAAGGCUCGAAGCAAGAUAAUCAGCAGCGCGACGACAGCGCGGAGAGCAAGAAGGCGAAGUCGCAGAACGCGCAGCCCGAUAAAGACCAGUCGCACAGGUCGUCCGCGGAGGCGCAGCAGAAGAGUUCGACACCCAGACCCGCGGUGAUCCUGCUGGACGAGACCUCCUCGGACAUCGCGAAGAACAACAAUCUGCCGACGGAGCUCACGUUCGGCUUCGAGAUAAACGAGCUGCUGCUUUCGGAGGACAACGGCAACGAGGAAACCCCGACGAUCGCGCCAUCGAAUCCCGUUUUUUCCCCGGCCGUACCGCCGCCGCUCGUCAACAAGCCGCCGCCCGGCAACAAUUUCGAGAGGAAUCCGCCGUUGUUCGCCGAGAAACCCGUGCGAUACGACAAGUUCUCCUCGAAUUAUCACAUGCAGCAGCCGAACGCUCAUCCCGUGGCACCGGCGAACGCCCAUCCCGUGCAUCCGGUCAUGGUGCAACCGUUGCCGUACAUGAGCUAUCCCGCCACCAGAUUCGCGCCGCCCACAUAUCUGCCACCGCCGCCCCCGCCGCCGCCCGGGAUCAUGGAAAAGUUUCAUCCGCCUAAGGAGGAUUUCUCGAUGCUUUACGUAGCGCCCGAGGAAGAGCUGAACGUGCAGACGUACAACCAUGAUAAGAUCGUGUCGUUCGUUGGCUUAG
This is a messenger RNA of Wasmannia auropunctata (little fire ant), 1792 nucleotides long. Its product is annotated as actin cytoskeleton-regulatory complex protein PAN1-like. The annotation marks the transcript as partial. The record is from RefSeq and is a predicted model, not a curated record. NCBI's taxonomy places the organism in Eukaryota, Metazoa, Arthropoda, Insecta, Hymenoptera, Formicidae. The transcript is spliced from 2 exons.